UGCUCUGCUGUGUCUCUUUAAGUACAGCAGGCAGUGCUGUUGGUCCGUGUGGGAGCGCAGGGCUCACGGUGCGGCGCUGCCUCUCCGCAGCGGCAAACAAGCCUUUCCUUCACGUCGGACGGGGGACAGAAACGACAGAUCGACCCGCCGCCUGCACCACAUUCUCGCCCGAGCAGCUGACUCAAGCGACGGAAACGAAGAAGGAGGGGGGGCGGCUGUCUGCUGUGGACUGGGUGAGUCUACAGGGCCAUUAACAUCACUCCCUCCUUCUCCGACCGAAAGGUGGAAGUGCGCAGCGGACAGAGACCAUACGAGCUAAUGAGAUUGAUAAACUGCGGAUGAAAGCAGAGCUCAUCAGAGAGCAUGCUGCUGUACACAUUUGGCUGAAUGAUCGUGGAGGUGAAACAUCAGGGCGACCGUCUUCGGAUGAGUUUCGUCCUGUGAACUGCAACAUCAAACCAUCUGCUGAAUCCUCGUGCUGAAGAUGGUGAGUCACGCCCUCACAGAUCGUCUUGGUGAAUAGCCAGCUGCACAAAGACAAAAAGAUCUCAGCUGAGGCUCCAAAUAAAAACCCUCUUCGUCCUGCACAGCGUGGGAGAAAGUGCCACUGCUGAGCUGGCGUGGCAUCUCUCUGGGCUGAUAAUUGGAGUGAAAACAGUGUUGGGCGAUCCUCUUUCACUCUGAGCCGCUCACCUUUCGUGCUGUGGCCCCGGAGCCAGCUCCCAGGGCCGGACUGUCAGCGGGAACACGUAGAGACUCUAAUGUGGACGCAGUCAGCAGAGCUGCACAGUGCACAAGUGUAAAGGGUCUUCGUCAUGAGACUGAAGAGGCACACAUGAGGGGAAAAUCAUGCCAUUGGAAGUCCUGUGAAAGUCAGGCGGGAUUAAGACACCUGAUCUGAUUUUUUCUUCAUUUUAGUCAAGGCCCGGUGGGGCUGUGUGGUGGGAACAGGGAGUGCUGCUGCUAAUUCUUCUGCUUUAUGAGUUUUCAUCACUGGGAGAGUGUGUCUGCACAGCAGGGGGAGCCAGCAUGGCCAAGCCUCUGCUGAAGAUACAGCGCUAUUUCCGCAGGAAACCUGUCCGGUUCUUUUCCCUCAUCCUCCUCUACCUGACCGCCGGGAGCCUCGUCUUCCUGCACUCUGGCUUCGUCGGGGACAGCGGCCCCAGAGCCAGAGGGGUCCGAGACUCUGUGGUAGCUUCAGAGAUGGGCAGCAAGACUUCACUAUCAGAUGCUCGUGGGCUUGGCAUCAUGAGUCGAGUGUUUAAGGAGACACGCAGGUCGGGGCGGAGGUUUGGCCCCCCGUGGAUGAAAAAGGGUACACGGGAAGGCCAGGAAACAGUGCGCAGGGGGGGAGAGUACACCAACAACUGGAACCGUGCACUCAAAGGACGCAAUGCCAAAGACUUGGACGAUGGAAGAGCAAAGUAUAUUGGCUGCUACAUUGAUGACACACAGAAAAGAGCACUCAGAGGAGUUUCCUUUUUUGACUACAAAAAAAUGACUGUAUUCCGUUGCCAGGACAACUGUGCAGAAAGAGGUUACAUGUACGCAGGUCUGGAGUUCGGAGCAGAGUGCUACUGUGGUCAUAAGAUCCAGGCACCCAACGUUUCAGAGAGCGAAUGCAAUAUGGAGUGUAAAGGAGAGAAGAGCAACCUGUGCGGAGGAGCCAACCGACUGUCCAUUUAUAGGCUGGAACUAAGCCAGGAGUCAGCGCGCCGCUAUGGCAGCGCCAUUUUCAAAGGAUGUUUCCACAGACCGGACAAUGUCUCUCUGGCACUUCCUUUCAACGCGGUCAUCCAAAACAUGUCUGUGGACAAGUGUGUGGACAUGUGCACAGAGAGGGAGAAAUCACUGGCGGUCCUGGCUGGAGAUCGAUGCCACUGCGGCUUCCCGACUCCUCUCUUCUCCCUUCAUGAGCUGGAGAACGAGGACUUGUGUCUCCAUCGUUGCCACGGGGAGGAGUUUGAGAACUGUGGAAACGAUGAGUACUUUGUGGUAUACCAGACGCAGGUUCAAGAUAACAGAUGCAUGGACCGCCACUUCCUCCCUACCCGUGCCAAGCAGCUGGUGGCCCUCGCCAGUUUCCCUGGAGCUGGCAACACUUGGGCUCGACACCUCAUAGAGCUCGCCACUGGCUUUUACACUGGCAGCUACUACUUUGACGGCUCCCUUUACAAUAAAGGGUUUAAAGGGGAGCGGGACCACUGGCGAAGUGGGAGGACAAUCUGUAUUAAGACGCAUGAGAGCGGCAAGAAGGAGAUCGAAGCCUUUGACUCCAGCAUCCUCAUGAUCCGAAAUCCCUACAAAGCUCUCAUGGCAGAAUUUAACAGAAAAUAUGGCGGCCACAUCGGAUUUGCCUCUCAGGCCCACUGGAGAGGGAAAGAGUGGCCCGAGUUUGUGAAGAACUAUGCUCCUUGGUGGGCCUCCCACACGCUGGACUGGCUAAACUAUGGGAAGAACGUCCACGUGGUCCACUUUGAGGAUCUGAAGAGGGACUUGUUCUCCAAGCUGAAGGGGAUGGUCCAGUUUCUGGGUCUGAAGGUUUCUGAGGACCGCCUGCUGUGCGUCGAGGGCCAGAAGGAUGGAAACUUCAAGAGAUCAGGGCUGCGGAAACUUGAAUAUGACCCCUAUACUCCUGAAAUGCGAGCUAACAUCAAUGAACUGAUCAGAACAGUAGAUGCUACCUUGAAGAAAAGGAAGCUGUCUGGAGUUCCAGAGGAGUAUAAGCCAAGAUGAUAAAUGUGAUCUUCACAUUUCAUUUGUUCCCCGCCUUUCAAUCAGACUGUUCUGUCAACAGACAUUUAAAUGACUUGAGGGAAUAGUUUUUAAUUAUUUUUCUGUGAGGUCACAUGCGUUGAAGUUGUAGUGAGAGGAAAUCAGUCUUUUUCCGACCUAUUUUCACUGUUUAAUCCAUCUUUUUUCAUUUUCUGUUGAUCUUCAGCAGCUUCAUGCGUUAAUAGAAGAGGAAGUUUUAACUGGGGAGGCUUGUUUUUCUCUUUGGUUGAAUGAAAAGCACUUCUUAUCCUGCUCUAUGCACAUGUGCUGCGUUGGCAUGUGCACAUGCCUUAACAUGAAGAAGGUACGAUAGUUGUGACUACAGGGAGGCUGUCUGCCUGUGCUGGGUGAUUUGUUGCCAGUGACAAAAUAUUAUACAAUACUGCAAAGCGUGUUCUAUCAGCUUAUUUUGUGAAAAAGACAAGAAAUCUAAAAUGUAUGACUCUUCUGCUGCUAUGACAUAUACAGAACAAUACUGUUUUAUACAUGAACUCCUCUGAAAACAUUAAAACGUUAAGCCUUUGUCAGAGGGAAAAAUGCAAUAUCCAGGCUAUGACUACCUGAUGAUGAUACUGUGUGUUUCCACGUUUUUCUAAGUUAUUAGACUUGCUCUGUGUAAGAGAAAUCAUGUUUUCAAUGAUGAACAGGUAAAGAACUCUCAGCUCCUCAUUUUCAAGAUGAAUAAUCCCUCUUGAAGGCACUGACUCAAGGAGAGAAGAGGACUUAUCUCCACAGCAUUUAUUUAUCUUUGGUGUGCUUUGCAUAUGUUAACUAAUUUGGUUGUGAACGUGUUUUCUUAACACUGGACUUGAUGCAGAAAUCCAAAAAGCACUUCUCUGUGCAAAAGUCGCCCCAAAGAUCACUGAGGAUUUAGGCGUUACACAUGUUAUAGAUUGGGAGUUACCUUUAGCAGUAGUGAUUGUCAUAGAUUUAUUUUAUGACAGUUAAUCAUGCUGAAUGUGAAAUUUUUUUUAAUUGCUUUGUUGGAAGAAAAGCAAUGAGACGGUUAAAGCUGUUGAUCCUUUUACUCUUCAUAAUUUAAGAACAAAAUCUCCACAGAAGUGAAAAAUUCUGCUCAGAUUUCAUAAAUAGCACAUCCUAAAACGGUACUCAGAGUGCUAUGCCAUAUGCUUGAUAAACAAAUAUAUGAAUAAUUACAUGAAUAUAUAAAUAAAUAAAACACUAGUGACUGAGAGCCAGAAAACAUGAAUCGACUUCCAUUUUCAGUAUGAUAAAAAUAUAUUUUUAUAGUGUGUGCUCACACAUUGACAAUGUUUCUAUUUUUCACUGUAAUGCUUUAAACUUUAUUGGCUCUUGCUUUCAUUGACGAGCUGACACUUACUGAACAUAGGUGUCACUUUUGAAUGUAUUUUCUAUAGAAUGAAUGUAAUGUGAUAAGGCCCAAUAAAUUACUUCAUUAACUAACAUGAUUGUGAUAU
This is a messenger RNA of Scatophagus argus, 4214 nucleotides long. RefSeq names its product WSC domain containing 2 (gene wscd2). The transcript has 9 exons. The record is from RefSeq and is a predicted model, not a curated record. Gene Ontology annotation, molecular function: sulfotransferase activity. Lineage: Eukaryota; Metazoa; Chordata; Actinopteri; Scatophagidae. Bases 1030 to 2736 code for a protein of 568 amino acids.